AGAAGAGCAGAGGUGUCAAGCAGUAGGUGAGAGACAGGGACAAUCUCACGACCGGAUGACUGUUAAGUCAGAAUUCUGAAGGUGUUUCCACAGGUUACACUGACAGUUACUGGCUGUAUUUUUCUGUUUUCACUCUUUAUGGAUUUGAAUUUAGUUAGUUUGAUUUUCUUCAUUUUUGUUGUUGAUAAAUUAGCAUUUUAUUCACAUAUCCUUCGUUAAAUCAGCUUGUCUGUACAGUUGAAGAGGAGCACAUAGGGAUAAGGCUGGCUGCGUUUUUCAAAAAAGUUGUGCCGUCUGUCACUCGGACGUUGGUCAUCAACCUUUCUGUGACCCUUUUUCUGUCUCGAUUGGGUGUCCUAACGUGAUUCGGUCAUGAGUUCCAAGAUAGUGAACUCUAACUCAACCCCUGGAAAGCCAAGCACGAUGGAUAACCUAACUGACUGCACUGGUGCCGGCUUGGACCUCAUUCAGAAUCGCAUUGAGUCUCUGAGCAGUAAGAUGGACAGGCUCAUCAACAUCCAGGAGAAGGUCCUCAACCGGCUGGACGGAAUAACCCAGGACAUUGAUGGUAUCGAAAGGGACGUGGAAACUCUGAAGGUGGACAACGAGGAGAUCCAUAUACCUGCAAGAGCCCUAACUCUUCCCCUGGCUCAAACCCAGGGUACAGGUGUGGUGGGCGAGGUGAGAGAGAUGUGUCAUGAGAUGAGCUCCAUCAUGAUGGCGUUGGACCAGCGCUCGGAGAAGCAGGCUGAGAAGCUGGACGGGAUGGAGAAUCUGGUCCUCAGCAUCCAGCAGGUCAUCAGAUUCAUCGGGGAGACGGUGAAGAGCUCCCGGGUUAUGGAGAUGAUGUUUAUGCGUCCUGCAGCACACAAGGCCCCCAAGUCCAAAGACAGUAAGGGCAAGGUGGACGUUAAGAGGCAAUCGUCUGCAGAAAAGAGCGAGAGCUCAGUUACUAAGAAGACUGACAAGAAAACUACCUCUACUAAAGCCACUAAAGGGACUCAAGGGAUGAUAACCACUAAAUGUGAACCCAAACCUAGUAGACCGGAGACCACUCACAGUCACAAGACAACAAAGCUCCAUGGACCAAAGCAUUUUCUCACAAUCCGCAAACUCUGCGGAAACUUUUCAAAAGAUCACAAGGGGAAGGAUGGGAAGGAGAAGCCCAGUCUGAGCACAAAAGGUCUGAAAACACAGAAGAAGAAACCCCCAGAUACAGCAGACACCAUCUCCCUGAGGAAGCAGGCGUUGCUGCUAAAGGAGGUUCAGAAGCUCAACAGGGAGAAUGCAGAGAGAUCAUCAUCAGGUCACCAGCAGCAGCUUACCCCUGAUGGCGUCUUGGACCUGGAGGCUGGAUCUGGAAGGGCCUCAGAGGGGUUGGGGUCAUCACAGACUGGGUCCCUCAGCCCGAACCUGCUGGACUUGAUCCUCGAGGGCCCCAAGGCCCCCGUGGCCGAAGAGGAGUCAUUGUCUGAGGAGGAGAGGAAGGCAGCAGGAGAUGGACUAAAAGUGGAGGAGAGGAAGGAGGAAGAGGAGGUCAUAAAGAAGCAAGAGAAGGAAGACCACCUCAGUGAAUCGAAGUUCAAGGAAGAGGAGCGAGAGGAAGAGCUGUUGAAAAUCACAGAGCAGCCUGAGGAGGUUAGAGGAGCAGAGGAGAGAGAGGGGAAUAAAAAGGAGGAGGACAGUGCAGGCCCAUCAGAAGCUGCUGAUAUGUCAGUUAAGGAUCUCCCUCCUCUCCCACCCUCCCCUGAAGCUCCAGCAGAGACUGGCUCUAUUCCAGAGAGUUGUGAAGUCCACAACAGAAGUGCCUCCUCUCAGUCUCUGGAAGCUGCAGAACAGGACCAGAUUGAAGAGUGCAGCACCAGCAGUAAGCGUCGUGUGGCGGAUGAAGACCUGGGAGUGGAGGACCACAAGAAGAGUCGGGUGGAGGGAGGAGCAGGAGAGGAAUAUGUGAGGCAGGGGGAGAGGCAGGAGGAGGAAGAGGAAGGAGAAAGACCAGAGGAUGAGGAUGAGGGAUGGGGCAUCUUCAAGGCAGAUGGGGUGGAUAUCCGUGUGGAACUGAAGGAGAGGAUGGGAAAAGAGAAGAAGCCGGAUCAGUCUACAGAAGUCAGGCAGUCGACUGGGGAACAGUUCUUCAUUGAUAAAAGCUCUCCUCCUCCGGCUCCAUUCAACCAUCGGAUGGUGUCAGCCAAACCGAACCAGAUCAGCAACUUCUACACCAUCAACAGAGCAGAGGUUCUCGGAGGAGGUCGUUUUGGCCAGGUGCACAAAUGCAUGGAAAACUCCUCGGGUCUCACCCUGGCUGCCAAGAUCAUCAAAGCCCGGAGUCAGAAAGAGAAGGAGGUGGUGAAGAAUGAGAUCACGGUCAUGAACCAGCUGGACCACGCCAACCUGAUCCAGCUCUACGCCGCCUACGAGUCCAGGAACGACAUCAUCCUGGUGCUGGAAUAUGUGGAUGGAGGGGAGCUCUUUGACAGGAUCAUCGAUGAGAACUACACUCUGAUGGAGCUGGACACGGUGCUGUUCAUCAGGCAGAUCUGUGAAGGCCUGCAGCACAUGCACAAGAUGUACAUCCUCCAUCUGGACCUCAAGCCAGAGAAUAUUCUAUGUGUGAGCAGAGUCACGAAUAAAAUUAAGAUCAUCGACUUUGGACUUGCCAGAAAAUACAAGCCCAGAGAGAAGUUACGAAUAAAUUUCGGCACCCCAGAGUUCCUGGCCCCAGAAGUUGUCAACUACGACUUUGUGUCAUUCAACACCGACAUGUGGAGCCUGGGAGUGAUUACAUAUAUGUUGCUAAGCGGUCUGUGUCCCUUCCUAGGUGACGAUGACAAUGAGACUUUGAAUAACAUUCUGGCCUGCCAGUGGAAUUUUGAAGAGGCAGAAUUUACAGACAUCUCAGAGGAGGCCAAAGACUUCAUCUCCAAACUCCUCAUCAUCAAUAAAAGUUGGAGGAUAGGUGCCUCUGAAGCGUUGAGACAUCCUUGGCUCUCUGACACAGUCCUCCAUCACCGUCUUCAUGAAAAGAAGAACAUGUGUAACCGCUCACGCAGAUCUUCAUGCGUACCCACCACAGAUAGUUGAGCAUGAUGACUUGACGGAGCCAGCGGUGGCCACUUGGACCAAGCCUGCUGUACACCUGUAGAACUACCAGAGCUUUCCUGUAUGAACACAUUUAAACUGUUAAAACUCCGUAGGUGGAGGAGUGUGUCAUGUGUGGUAGUGCAAAACCAAGAGACAGACAAGGCAAUUCAGCACUCAAAGAGGAUUUAUUAACUGGUAAAAAAAAACACGGCCAAUAAUCAAAAUCAACAGCUGGCCCUUUAUGGCAAUAACUGAAUGUAAUCGUAUUCUUCCCCAGUGAUUUAUUUUCUCCCAGGGCAGAGAGAGCUUCAAACCGUCGUCAUUGGGUGCUGACUGGUCCAAUGGUUAGGCGUGUCCUCCUCACUGCUCUCUCUCUCCCUCUCUGAACGCCACUGCCUCCCCAUGUUCUGCCACCCUAAUUGCAGCCAUCUGUUCAAGAUGUGCAGCUGCAGUCAAUUAAGUCUCUGUGGAGAGAUGCCACACCUUGUAAUGAGUUGUUUAUCCACCAAGUGGGGCCAAAAGCCGGCCUUUCCCACCCUUACACCCCUCGGAUGCUCACACACCGCCCAUCCCUGCUUCAACUCGUGGUUUGUACAGGCCAAUACCCCGAUAGAGUCAACUCUUGACCAGGCAUUUCAUCCAAGGCCAUGAAGGUACACCCCUGGACCUCUAGGGGUCAUACAACAAAGGUUGAUGUUCGUCAUCUCCAUGGUUCACCCUCUUCAUGGGUCUGGUUCUCGGCCACCUUCUGGGGCACACACGAUAACUGGUUAUUGAGAGGGGGAAGGCUCUCACCUCCAUGCGUCUGUGCCUCCUCACCAGCUUUCCCGUUCUCCUUUGAAUGACAGCGGCUCGCCUUUUUCCACUUGGGCCUCAGGGUUUCUACAAAGUCUUGGGUUAUUAUCACAGAAAUGUUCAGAAAUGUUUGUUUUACCUCAGUUUUACCUCAAGCCCCUUUUCUUUCACAGGGCAUUUAUUUUGGUCACUUCCAGCCCUUCUUGGAAAACCAUGCUUCUUCAACAUUUUCAAAAUAGAGCACCCCGACAGUAUGCCACCUGCCUCAGCUCUGGUCAAAGGACAUUUGAAGGUCCAUGCCAGGAGUUUGAGGUUUCUCCAUUUCUGAACAUCCCUUUUCAUUGGUCAUACUCACCACCACAGUCCCGUCUUGGACCUUUACCUCAUGGUAAAGGUGGGGCUCGCUGUCCCCUGGUGGUGUACCUGAUGGUAGUUGACCAGUUUCUGUGGAGUUGGAAGACUCUCCCUGAGGCCCCCUGGUAACCAAAAGCUUGGCAAAGUCUUGGGUUACCAUAUAACCAUCAUCCAUCUUAAUGAACUUGCCUGACCACAGUAGGCCCUCUGACUCCCAGGCCCACUCUCCAACACUCCACCACUUCUGGGGAGGCUCAGUAACAUAGUUGGUUUGUCAGGCUUACCCAUGUCUUGUAGCUCUUCCAUUCACGUUUGACUCGGUGGAUGACUGGCAGAGCUCCACUACCUCCUUGGCCUCAUCCUGUCUUUAAAGGGGAUUCUUCUUCUCUGGCUGUGACUUUUUCCUCUGCGUCGUGUCAGAGGUUUGACCUGAGGGUGAGCCAGUUGCCUCUACUACCGCCCUGUUGGGUUCAUUGUCUCACUGCCUUCUGUGCAAUUGAUCCACCUGCUGGCAGUUCUGUCUUCUGGGUUUUGGAAAGAAGUGUCUCCAGCCUGUGAACGACAUCCUGCAUUUACUGAACCUCAUUGCGUUUUCCACUUAUGAUUGCAAUUCAGAGGCUUUUCCUGCCAGGGACAUCUUCUCCUCCAUCAAUUCCACCACUUGGCUUCCAUCGCUGACUUCUUUGCCAUCUCUUCAUUCCUUUUCAAUUCACUUAUGAGGCUCUUCACUGCCUCCUGCUCAAGCCUUCUUGCUGCCUGCUCCUCUUCCAGACAGGCCUGCACAUUGUUCCUCUUCAUUGCUUCUCAAUUACCUGGGCAGUUCCUGCUCGGUCUGCUUGCUCUUACUGCUUGUCCAGCACCUUUGUGGAAACCCCUGUUCGUUUUGAACUGGGGUGCAGCUUUACUCCAACAGGGCCAACAUCCCAGCCUGGGCUUCCCCUUGUAGCUCUGCCCUCUGCCGGCAGAUCUCUAAAUUCUGGGUGCUGGCUACCUGCUCCCUAUGCUCCUUUUCUGCACACUCAUGAGCUACCUCAGAGACCUCCAGGACCCUCUUCAGCUGCAGCUUUCCUGCCUCUAAUUCUUCUCACCUGAGCUUUUCCUCUGAGCCGAGCAUUAAUUUUCAUGAGCUUUUCAGAUUGCUCAUUGGCAGCGUGAACUACCUCUUUAAGAUAAAUGUUCUCGAUUCAGAACAGUGACCUCUUAUUCCAAAGUCACUACAACAUCCUGGAACUUAGUCUUUACCUUCUCACCUCUUGCCCUUGGUCCCUGCACUUCUCCUGCAGGCUGAGGACCAUACUUGAUUCUCUUUCAGUUGACUUUACAGCCAGGUUACCCUCUUCCUGUUGCUUAAAGUCUCCUCUUGCAAGGUGGCCAGCCGCCUUGACUUCUCAUGGAGCCGUUUGAGGCCAUGACGCUCUUCUUGUAGGACGGCACACAGGCACCCCAGACGCUCCUCCAGGGCCUCUUUGCUGGUCUUCUCUUCUUCAAACUGCCUCUUGAAGGCUUCCUUGGCCUGGUCAGCAUCUAGUAGGGAGGCCCUCGUGCCCCUGCUGCCCCUGGGUGUCUGCUAACAGGCAUCUGCUCACUUCUUCCUUUGCCUUCCCCCUUGAAGUAUCAGCUGGCACUUCUUUGUUACAGCCACAGGUGGCGGUACUUACGUCUUGCUAAGCACUGUUCAGUCUUCUAGCAACAUUUUUCAUGUCACUGAUAGCUGCAGUGAUUUCUGGAUCCACAAGGAGCUCCUUUAUUAAACUAGGCAAGUCAGUUAUGAACAAAUUAUUUUUUACAAUGACUGCCUACCCCGGCCAAACCCAGACGAUGCUGGGCCAAUUGUGUACCGCCUUUUGGGACUCCCAAUCACGGGCGGAGGUGAUAGAGCAUGGAUUCGAACCAGGGACUCUAGUGAUGCCUCUUGCAUUGAGAUGCAGUGCCUUAGAACGCUGCACCACCCGGGAGCCGAGAGUUAUUUAUGGCUGGUGAGAAACUCAAGACUACCUUCAGAGCUAUUCAGUGCUCCCUUAUGUGUGGUGCUUAGUCCCCUCCGUCGCCAACCACCUCAAGGUUGAGAGACUUGACAUCCAUUCUUCUGCCAGCAGCAUUUUCUCUUGUAAAAACCGACUUAAAAAACCCUGUCUUCACAGCCUACAGGGCACCAUAACUUGUCUAAAUGGUUGUCUCAGGUUUCACUACCACACGGGGACACUCACAUUCUCCACCAGUGUAACAACUCCGCAGAUGGAGGAGUGUGUCACGUGUGGUAAUGCAAAACCAAGAGACAGACAAGGCAAUUCAGCACUCAAAGAGGAUUUAUUAAAUAAAUAAAGGUUUCACAGGUAGCUUGGGGAAUCUUCAUGUCCCAAAAGAAUGUUCUCACAAAGAAAUGAGGCCAAUAAUCAAAAUCAACAACUGGCCCUUAUGUCAGCAACUGAACAUAAACGUAAGUCACUGGGGAAGAUAAUCUUUUACCCCAGGGCAGAGAGAACUUCAAACCUUCGGCAUUGGGUGCAAACUGGUCCAAUAUUUGCGAUAAAACUUUGGUGUGUCCUCCUCACGGCUUUCUCUCUCCCUCUCUGAACGCCACUGCCUCCCCAUGUUCUGCCGCCCUAAUUGCAGCCAGCUGUACAAGAUGUGCAGCUGCAGUCAAUUAAGUCUCUGUGGAGAGAUUCCACACGUUGUAAUGGGUUGUUUAGCCACCAGGUGGGGCCUAAAGCCGGCUUUUCCCACCCCUACACCCCUCGGAUGCUCACAAAACCUACACCUAUUGAACUACACCUGUAGAACUACCAGAGCUGUGUGAUGAAUGGACAACACAUGUUAUCUUACUUUUACAAAGUAAAAGUACCAGUCCCACAGUUUAGUGUGAAAGCGUAGAGCCCUUGAAGACUGGAGGGUGUAGUGAAAGAUAUUUUGCUAGAUAUGUGAAUGUAAUCUACAAUGCAAGACAGUAUAACAGAACACCAACACAUAACUGCCCUGAUCUUGUAAAUACUUUGGGGAUUUUGUCGGAAAAACUAGCUGAACUUUUAUCCGAAGUGUGUUUGUUUCCCUGCUCAUACAGUUUUACUGCUCUCUUCCUUCAUGUGUGAAUUCAUUUUGAUUCACACAUCAGUUAUCCACAAUGCACCUCACAAUAUAUGCUGUGAUGUGACUCUGAUCUCUUUUUAAUGUCAUUUUCUGCUAAUGUAAAAGGGUUCCAUGUUGAGUACUGUACCCCACUUUUCCUCUGAAUGUGAGUGUAUUCAUGCAAACCGAGGGAUUUUCCUGUUUAAUUUGACCGAUAGAUAGACCAAUGUCAUAUGUUUGUUGUUUGUUUUGUGUUCUCGUGACAUUUGGCGUAAAUAGAUAAAAUAUGCAGAUGUGUGCUUAAACCCUUUAAUGUGGAUCUGGAGUACUUAACACUUUUAACACGGUGGCAUUAGUCUGGGAAGGCAUUGUUAUCCUGUUUUCAUUUUCUUAAAAUCAUUUGAUCUGUUGUUUUAAUUGCUGUUGAUAUAUUCUAUAUUGUAUUUUUGGAAAAGCUGUGCUUUCUCUAAGGAAAGAGUUGUACAAAUGGAAAUGGUUGUGAACAAUGUUUUGUAACAAGAUGAUUGGCAAAGUAAAAAAAUGCCUCCCAGAAUCAGGGUCUGCAUCUAAGGGUUAAGUUCCAGAGACAGCGCGUUAUGAUUUCACAAUUCACACACACACACACACACACACACACACACACACACACACACACACACACACACACACACACACACACACACACACACACACACACACACACACAAUUGGUGUGGUCUGUUUUCAAGCUCUAGUAUGUCCACUUUAUAUUGUUAUUUAUUUAAAUCAGAUGAAUUCAUCAAACUAAUCAUAGCAUUGAAGGAAAAAUACCUUGUUAGAAGUGACAUGUUCCUAUGUCUGUAGUCAUGUCCUAAAUUAUACUUGUUCAUGUGUGUAUAAAAAACAAACAUUUUUACUUUAAAUUAAAAUAAUCCAAGUCUUAUCAUUUUUUUUCUUUGUUUUAUUUAAAAACCUUUGUUUAAGAUUAAGCAGGUAAUUUUUAUUUGGCCUUUGUUGUUAAUUUUAAUUGAUGAAAGCAUGUUUUUGGCUUGCAUGUGCUCAGUAAAACCAAUAUAGUACAUAUAUGACACAUGAUGCAUCAUUAUUUCAAUGUGUAGGGUUGGGCUUAAUAAUUUGCAUUGUUAAUAUUGUUGUUUGUUAAUGCUUGUCUGCAUGUUAUCAUAUUGUAAUCAAAUAAAAACGACUUUAUUACCUUCCAUGAAGGUUGGCUAUUGGAAAGUAUACUACCUAUUAGAUUAAAAUAUUGCUAGUAUUGAAUGUUUUAAACUUUUUAUCAUUUCCUCUAUGGUAUAUAUAUUUUCUCAGGUGUACAGAUGUAUAGACCGUGAAAUUGCUUUCUCUUGUCCACUGAACAUUGAUCGUCAUUGUUUUGAAGGUUAGAGUAGAAUAGAUUCUGUAAAAUCCUUUCUAUAAAAAAACAAUGUCCUUUUUCUGAUCCAAGCAACAGAGUGAAAAGCAUUUUGAAUUCGAUAUGCAUUUGGAAGUGUUGUCGCAUUAAAAAUGAAAUAAAUAUUA
This is a messenger RNA of Oncorhynchus nerka (sockeye salmon), 8808 nucleotides long. Its product is annotated as myosin light chain kinase 2, skeletal/cardiac muscle-like. Gene Ontology annotation, molecular function: myosin light chain kinase activity; ATP binding. The transcript is spliced from 15 exons. Bases 373 to 3081 code for a protein of 902 amino acids. Lineage: Eukaryota; Metazoa; Chordata; Actinopteri; Salmoniformes; Salmonidae. The record is from RefSeq and is a predicted model, not a curated record. Gene Ontology annotation, biological process: protein phosphorylation.